Pestalotiopsis fici W106-1 is the source of this 1146-nucleotide messenger RNA. RefSeq lists its product as uncharacterized. The record is from RefSeq and is a predicted model, not a curated record. The transcript has a single exon. Lineage: Eukaryota; Fungi; Ascomycota; Sordariomycetes; Amphisphaeriales; Sporocadaceae. Bases 1 to 1146 code for a protein of 381 amino acids.
AUGGCGCCGUCACUAUUUCUGACAAUUUUACUCUUCAUAUCGACAACGCUUAGCUUGAGCAUUGAACGUUAUUCACUGCGCACUGAAGGUCUCGAGCAUCCGAAUGGCUUAUCAACCGUGACUCCAACACUCUCUUGGCGUUUAGCCAGCAGCUCAAGGGGCGAAACACAAGCCGCUUUCCAAGUCCAGGCUGCUUCGUCUGCAGAGGCGCUGGAUAUUCCCGAUCUAUGGGAUACAGGCAAAGUCUCGGGAGGCAAUAUCUCUGUGCAAUAUGCUGGGGCGGCCGUCACUUCGCGCUCCAUAGCAUGGUGGAGAGUGCGUGUCUGGAGUAGCGACGACGACGAUGACACGGUCUCGGCUUGGAGCACCGUCACCACAUUCGAGAUUGGUUUACUAGAGUCUUCAGACUGGUCCGCGCAAUGGAUCACGAACACGGCUUAUAAUCUGGGCACUACAUCUCUACCCUUGUUUGUCAAGACGUUCGAGGUCAAUUGCUCAGUAACCCAAGCUAGAGCCUAUGCUCUGGGCCUGGGUGUUCAAUCAGUUCACAUCAACGGGAACGAACUGACGGAUGAAGUCCUUGCGCCAGGAUAUUCAAACUACAACAAGACGCUGAUUUAUACCACGUACAACAUCUCGACAUACCUCACUCCUGGAACCAAUUCUAUUGGGGUCGAGCUUGGCCGUGGGCUCUGGAACACGCAAAAAGCGAUAGGACGUCGCUAUCAAAAGAUCACGACCGCUGGUCAGCCAUUGAAAUUGAUCGCGCAGCUAGAGUACACUUGCGCCGACGGGACGUCAUAUACUGUGGCUUCGGAUGACUCUUGGAGAACCAGUAUUGAUGGACCACUCCGAGAGUCCUCUUGGUAUGGAGGAGAAGAGUACGAUGCGACGCGCGAGCUCACCGGCUGGUCUGAUCCCAACGGGAAUGUGACUGAUACUUGGGAUCUUGCCACAAUCACCGCAGGUCCCGCGGGUCAGUUUCAAGGACCCCGAUACCCUGCGCUCAAGAUCGUGGAAGAGAUCCAAGCUGUGAAUAUUACUGGCCCUGUCUACGGCCAGUGGAUCAUUGAUUUUGGCGUCAACUUUGCCGGCUGGUUCGCACUCAACAUUGACGAGGCAGAAGGCACGCGAGUGACCAUGUGA